Peronospora matthiolae is the source of this 1074-nucleotide messenger RNA. NCBI's taxonomy places the organism in Eukaryota, Oomycota, Peronosporomycetes, Peronosporales, Peronosporaceae. The record is from the annotation of a GenBank genome assembly.
AUGGAGCCCGUGAUCCGCGAGAAGACGCGGCAACUGCGAGACGUCCUUGCCCAGUGUGCCAAGCGUGGCCAGACGGUCAGCAUGAAGUCGCUCUUGGGCAAGUUCACGAGUGACGUGUUCACUCGCAUCGGGUUCGGCGUCGAGCUCGACCAACUUGCUGGCGAUGUGCUUCUGGACGAGAUGCACCCUCUUGACAUCGCCCUGCGCGCCGUGCAGAACCGUUUCCAGACGCCCAUGUGGAUGUGGAAACUCCAGCGGUUCUUCAACGUUGGGGCGGAGAAGCGGCUUCGAGCCAACAUGAACAUCGUGAAUGACAUGGUGCGGGACAUCAUGGUUCGAUCCAUGAGAGAGGCGCAAUCGACUGGCGAGGACCAGCUCAACGUCUUGGCGCUCUUGAUGAGGGACAAUGCCAACGCGAACCCGCGCGAGCUCCAGGACACGGCUGUCAACUUCUUCAUCGCCGGGAAAGACACGACGUCGUUCAGCCUGUCGUGGCUCAUCGUGAUGAUGAACCGACACCCUCGCGUGUUGCAAAAGAUUCGCGAAGAGCUUCGAGCCGUGGUCCCGGGGCUCUUGACUGGAGAAACGGACGUCCCAACGCUUGAGGAGACGCAGCAGCUUGUCUACCUGGACGCCGCAGUGAAAGAGAGCGUGCGGCUGCAGUCCGUCUCCACGUACCGAUGCACGACUCGAGACGCGACGCUUUCCGAUGGCGCUUUCAUCACGAAAGGGACCGUCGUGGUCGUUUCCAAGUACGCAGCUGCCCGCCGCAAAACCGUGUGGGGGGACGACGCGGCCGAGUACAGACCCGAGCGCUGGUUCGACGAGGCAACAGGAGCGCCCAAGAACAUCACGCCGCCGCAGUUCAUCACGUUCAGCACGGGACCACGCAAGUGCAUUGGCAUGCGUCUCGCCAUGCUCGAGAUGAAGACUGUCAUGGCCGUUCUCUUCAGUCGCUUCGAGAUCGAAACAGUGGAAGACCCGUUCGAGAUCACCUACGACUUUUCCUUCGUGCUGCCGGUGAAAGGCCCGCUGGCUGUGCGUGUCCGUGAACUCGCCGCAUGCUGCGCGUAG